UUCUUUUUCCUCUCGCUGCCGAGCGCCCUAAACCCCUCGCUCGUCUUCCUCCUCGCGCGAGCGCCGCCACCCCUCCCUCCUUCUGGCCCACCCCGCUGCCGAGCUCCGCGCCAGCCCCCUCGCUCGUUUUCAUCCUCGCGCGAGCGCCGCCACCGCCGGCUGUUCCUCAGGUCAGGAUGAGCUUGAUAUCCCAGAACGCGCUCCAGAAGCGCCGCCUGGAGAAGAACAGAGUCGCUGAUGAUGAUAGUGAUGAGGGCAUUGGUUCCCCCGUUGCUCCGGAUGCAGAGGUUGAGAAGGAAGCCAAGCGCAGUAAGAAAAGAAAGGCCAAGGCGUUGGAGGCCAAGGAGAACCAAGAUGCAGAGGAGAUGAGGCAGCUGGAGAGUUCGCUGUUUGGUGCAAUCUAUGCGCCGUUGGAGUUUGGCACUGAGGUUGGGGCUGCAGCAGCGGCUCGUGACCAGGAUGGUGCUUUGUUCUUCGUGGAUCGUUCUGCUGGGGAUGGCGAGGAUGAGUUGCCUGUUUAUGAUGAGGGCUCAGGCACUGAAGGUGAUGAAGAUGAGAUGGUCAAUAAGGUAAGGAAGCCUGCGUGGGAGGAUGACGAGGAAGAGAGGACGGAGGUGGACAUCGCAAAGGUGUCAAGGUUGAGGAAGUUGAGAAAGGAGGCUGAUGAGAGAGUGAUCUCGGGCAGAGAUUAUGAAGCUAGGUUACGAGGUCAUCAUGCAAAGUUGAAUCCCUUCACUGGCUGGGCAGACAUGGACCGUAAACCUCCUCUUCCUGGGGUGUCCGAUGAUGAAUCCGAUGACGAGGGUGGAGUCGACAAUAUUCUUCGGAACAAUGAUGAGCUUGUUGUCAAGGGUACUGCUAAGCUCCUACCUGGCAUGUUGGACUUCUCAAGCCUUGUUGAUGCUAAUUCGCAGGAGCCAUCCAGAGGUAUUAUCACUUCAGUACAGUUUCAUAGGAAUGGACAGCUGAUGCUUGUUGCUAGUCUGGACAAAUGUCUGAAAUUUUUCCAGAUCGACGGGAAGAGAAACCCCAAGAUCCAGAGCAUAUAUAUUGAGGAUUGUCCUAUUCGCAAGGCAUCCUUCCUACCUGAUGGCUCUGAGGUGAUCCUUUCAGGCAGAAGGAAGUUCUUCUACUCAUUUGAUUUGGUGAAAGCUGCUGUUAGUAAGAUUGGACCCUUGACUGGACGUGAUGAGAAAAGCCUGGAAACAUUUGAGAUAUCACCUGAUUCAAGGACCAUUGCAUUUGUUGGUAAUGAGGGGUACAUUCUUUUGUUGUCUUCGAAAACAAAACAGCUCAUUGGAACCCUCAAGAUGAACGGGAAUGUGCGUUCAUUGGCUUUUGCGGAUGGUGGGAAUGAGCUACUAAGUAGUGGUGGGGAUGGCCAUGUUUACCACUGGGAUCUUAGAACAAGGAAGUGUAUACACAAGGCUACUGAUGAGGGUUCCCUAGCAGGCCUCUCUCUGUGCACAUCGCAGGACAGCUCUUAUUUUGCUACAGGCUCCAGCAGCGGCAUCGUGAAUGUGUACAAGAGGGAUGAGUUCCUGGGAGGGAAGAGGAAGCCACUGAAGACGAUCGAAAACCUCACAACCGAGAUGGGCCAAAUGAAGUUCAACCAUGAUGCCCAGAUUCUGGCAAUAAGCUCGGGGAAGGAGAAGAACGGGAUGAGGCUCGUGCACGUCCCGUCCUUCACUGUCUACCAGAACUGGCCAGGGCCUCGGUCCAGCCUUCGUUACCCAAGUUGCCUGGACUUCAGCCCAGGGAGCGGGUUCCUCUCCGUCGGACAAUCCAAUGGAAAAGUUCUGCUUUACAAGCUGCACCACUAUCAGAACGCCUAGGACUCAAACCAGGAGAAUCCAGUUUUGACACUGCAUUUUCUGCUUCCAGAAAACUCAUGUUAUCUGUAGCGUUUAUUCUUCUUAAUCCCUUGCCUGAUGAGUGGUGUUGUCACAAGAUAUUCUAAUGCUCAAUUCAAUACCAUGUUUGUUCUUUUUAUAUGCAA
Brachypodium distachyon (stiff brome) is the source of this 1999-nucleotide messenger RNA. Its product is annotated as U3 small nucleolar RNA-associated protein 18 homolog. Gene Ontology annotation, cellular component: Pwp2p-containing subcomplex of 90S preribosome; small-subunit processome. Lineage: Eukaryota; Viridiplantae; Streptophyta; Magnoliopsida; Poales; Poaceae. Bases 177 to 1835 code for a protein of 552 amino acids. The transcript is spliced from 2 exons. The record is from RefSeq and is a predicted model, not a curated record. Gene Ontology annotation, biological process: rRNA processing. Gene Ontology annotation, molecular function: protein binding.